This is a messenger RNA of Suillus subaureus, 2317 nucleotides long. RefSeq lists its product as uncharacterized. Bases 1 to 2280 code for a protein of 759 amino acids. The record is from RefSeq and is a predicted model, not a curated record. The transcript has 8 exons. NCBI's taxonomy places the organism in Eukaryota, Fungi, Basidiomycota, Agaricomycetes, Boletales, Suillaceae.
AUGAAGCAAGACAAUUUCGAGGAUAUGUGGGAACACAAUGUAUAUUAUCCGUUUUCAGAUAGAGCAGAGUGGGAACUCGCAAAAUUCCUUUGCAAGAACUUGAAUCAAGGGCAGAUCACUCAAUUUCUGAAACUUCUCUGGGUGGUUUCAGAGGCGAGACAGCCACUGUCUUUUAAGAACGCCAAGCAGCUCUUUACUUUCAUGGAGGCAUUACCAGUGACCCCUAAAUGGAAGUGCACACCCAUUGAGACUGAUGGAUAUACAACUACACACCCCGUGAAUCUCAUCUGGCAAGACGCCCUGGAACGCAAGUAUGGGGAGUGGAUGUCAUGUGAGCACGCAUUUGAAAUUCAGAGUCAACUGCCCACUGGCGCAUCUAUAGUACCCAUCAUUCUGGCAUCUGACAAGACCCCAGUAACGCGACACACAGGCUCACUCGAGAUGCACCCCACAUUCCUGACAAUCGGGAACAUCCACUCUGAAAUUCGCAUGAAGGCAACCUCACACACAUGGGCCUGCAUCACAUACAUUCCAACCCCAGAAUAUAUCAUGAACCAUGAUUUCUCAGGAGUAUUGGAAGCACGCCUCUGGCAUAGGUGCAUGGAUAUGGUCUUACAAAACCUGAAGGUCGCAGCUCAAGUGGGUGAAUUCAUGACAGACCCAAUGGGUUGCCAGCGUUAUGCAUUCACACCACUUGCCACCCACAUUUCUGACCUUCCCGAGCAACUUAUGAUUGCAUAUCCCUGGAAAGUUCGGGAAUUUCUGGAGCGGGCAAAGCAACAAUCACUCAGCAGUGUCCAUCUCCCGUAUUGGCAUGACUGGCGGUUUUCUGACCCUGCCAUUUUCCUUGUCCCUGAACUACUACACACAUGCCACAAGUUUUUCUUUGAUCAUAUAUUGAAAUGGUGCAAGGAGGUGCAUAAACAUGUUGGCAUGCAUCAUUUCGCCAAUGGCGUCUCUCAUGUUAAUCAAAUGACCAGACAUGAGCAUCACGAUAUCCAGCGAAGACUGGUCCCCACCAUCAUGGGCAUGACUACCCCUGGAUUCGUUCGUGCACUCCACGCACUUGCUCCUACCUUCACCAACUCCUCCAUUGGCAGCAUGGUUGCCUCCCUCAAUGAGUUCCAUGUCCAUAAACACUUCAUCUUAGAGGCGGAGGCUCACACAGGAGCCUCCGGCCCAAUGGGUCAUUUCCAAAUCCCGAAACUUGAGCUCUUUAAUUCCUUUGCAUGCUCUAUCCAUAAAUCUGGCGCUGUCAUCCAACAUUCAGCAGAUGCCAGUGAACAGCUGUUGAUCACGCACUGCAAGACACCUUUCACUUGGACAAGUCACCAAAGGAGCACAUUUACUCAACAGGUUGUCAAUCUCGUUAAUUGUGAGGACACAAUGCGACAAUUUGACUUGUAUGCCCUCCUUCGUGAAUGGGGGAUCUCUCUCAUUAAUGUUAUGGACGAAGAGUUCAAUGAAGUUGUUGAUACCGAUCCAAUGUUCAGUUGGAUAGCGAGCGUUACGCCACAGGAGAUGCACCAUUUUCAGGCCAUUCGACCCAUCCACAAUCAUUUUCUCAAAGGGAUUCUUUCUGAUGAGGCCAGUGCAGCUUUUCAUGUUAUGAUUGCUCAUGAUCUUGCUGAUAAGAAUGCCACUACUCUGGCUAAUCAUUAUCAUCUCCCUCAUUUCCCACAACUGCUCGCACAAUUUCUUGAAGUUGUCUCCAGUCCUAACUUGCACUUUCAUGGUCGCCUGCUUAAAGCCUGGUUUAAAUUUAGGCUACAGCUUUGCUCUCGACUCCGUCCAAGUAAUAUCAUGCCAAGCCAGCAGGUUCAGGCCUAUCCACCAUCUGAUUCCCAUCCUUACAGAAAUUGUGAUAUUGUCCUCCUUCAACCUCCAGGCCAUGAUCUGCAGUAUUCACCAUACAUUGCUCAAGUCCAAAUGGUUUUUGCGCUCUCUCCACGAGGGUCGCAGCUGCCAGCCAAGCUGAUGGGCCCCCUUUUGUAUGUUGAGCUCUUUGAAAUAGCCGCACCCCCUGAAGCUGAGCCACAUAUUGCCAUGUACCGAGUUCGCUGUUCAUUCCAUACUGCGCCUGAUGGUUCUCGCACGCGGGUUGGGAAGAUUGUACACCUUAUUGAUGUCACUCAUGCUGUAGAACUCAUACCAGUCUACAGGGUAACAUUGGAUCGCACUGUUACCUCUGCAACGUCUCUUGAACACUACAAUGAUUUCUAUCUCAAUGCAUUCUCCGACAAAGAGUGGUACCAUACACUACACGCAGAUUAUGUCUAGCUUUACCUAGUUUUGCGCCAUAAUGUUUUCGAUCUAC